AUGUCAUCCCACCUGUCGGUGCGGGACGAGCGCCGAAGCCGAUCCAAAUCGCCCGGCGGGCGGGACCGCGACCGCUCACGGUCGCACUCGCGUGACAACCGCGAUCGGUCGCCUGCGAGGCCGGAUCGGAGGUCUAGCAAGUAUGACGAGAGUGAGAGUGAGAGCGAGGAGUCCGACUAUGAUCGUAGGCGGCGGGACAAGCGGUCGGGUGGUGGUGGGGGUCGGUACGAAGACGAUGAAGAAGACCGGCGGCGUGGUGGGAGUGGAAAGAAGAGCUCGAGACAUAAAGACAGUGACAGUGAGGAGGACGAAAGAUACAAGUCUCGAUCGUCGAAGUCAAGCAGGCGCGAUCCGUCCGUGUCUGAUGAUGACAGGAGGCACGAUCGACGCAGAGACAAAAAACGUUCAGAUUCAGACGAUGAUCGUAAGGGUGGUGGGAGGAGGGAACGAGACCGAGAUUGGGAGAGGGAAAAAGAGAAGGAGCGAGAUAGGGCAAAGCAUCGCAAGAAGCAAGCAUAUGAAAGUGAUUCGAGCUCGUCAGAGGAAGAGCCGGCCUCGCGCAAGUCCAAAGACCGUAAAGGAUCACAGCCAGCGGUGAAUGGCUACGGACAACCAGUAUACGGCUACCCGCCCGGCUAUGGUCCACCAAACGGCUACCCAGUUGAUCCACGAUUCGCUCCUCCGCCUGGACAGUAUAUGCCCCCACCAGAUGCAGGACAGCGAGCAGGCUCAUUCAGCGGUCCUCCGCCAAACUCACGCUAUGUUCCGCCUGGCUACUACGAUGACAGCCACCGGCAUCCGGAGGAGCGAGAGCGAGAGAGGGAGCGUGAGCGGCCGCGAAAAGACAAGCGCUACGAAGACGAUAGCUACGAUAGAAGAAGUUCCAAGGACGAUCGUCGUGAUCGUGACCAUGACAGGAGCGACGGUCGUCAUGACAGAGACCGCAGAGACAGGAAGUAUCACGACGACUCAUCAUCACCGGAGCUGGUCACAAAGAAGCUCGGCAAGCUCGCUGUUGGAGGUGCUGCUGGAGCUGCCACGCUUGGAGUUGGUCUGGGAGCAGCUCAGCAUGCUAUGGGAAAUGGCAAGCCUCCGGCAUCACCUCUACUUGAGGCGUAUAAGGGCACUUACCAGUCAAUCUCGCCCAUGCCAUCAGCGCUAGUUCUCAGCAAGCACAAAAACGACUCAGAUCUGUCGGAUUUCGAUCUUGACUCUGAUGACUCUCGCGAUGAGAACGCCGAUCUGAAGCGGAAGAUCAAAAAGCUUGAACAGGAAAAGGAGCGACACGCGAAGGAAGACCGUAAGAGGGAAGGCAAGAGAGACGAAAUCAUGGAGAUCUCGCCACGAUCCACAAGGGACGAUGAUCUUCAUGUCCACAGCAAAGGACCAAGAGGUCGAGCGGAUUCGGACGUUUCCACUAUGGUCAUAACUCCAGGAGGCGUCAGGAACAAGAAGAAAGUCAGCUUCUACGACGCGGAUGAUGAUGCGAAGAAGAUCGCUGCCGCACUGGAAGGAACUCACCGGCCGCCGCAUGUGAAGCCCUUGAUCCAGAUUCUGCCUGGACUUUCGGACGACGAUAUCAUGGCGCUUCGGUUGUCCUACAAGAACCACGCCAAAGUCGGCGGCCAAGGCAUCAACAUCGCCAAACACAUCAAGAUGCGCGUCCCAGGCAACCUCGGCAAAGCUGCUACGCCACGGCUUUGGGCCGCUGGGAGUCCGAAGCAUACUGGGCCAACAGCUGGUACCAAGGAGUCCCUCAUGGGCCGCAGCAACAGCGACAUCCGCGAGAUCAAGAAUUGCUUCAAGGACAAGCGCUAUGGCGACGAUCUUGAGCGUUGCAUGAAAGCCGAGCUGAAAGCUGACAAGUUCCGGACUGCAAUUCUGUUGGCGUUGGAGGAGAGACGGAUGCCGGAGUCCAAUCCUCUGAACUCGAAGCUGGUCAUGGAGGACUGCAGGGAGCUGUAUCGGAGUCUAGCAGGGGCCGGUGGGGAGAGCGCGAUGAUUUCCAUAAUUGUAGUGCGCAGCGACGCGCAUCUCAGGGAGGUGAUGAAGGCUUUUGAGAAGGCGUAUGAGGUCAAUUUCGCAAGGGCGAUGAUCGAGAAGUCAAGGAACUUGGUUGGCGAAACACUGGCACAUAUCCUGAAUGGCGCGCUAAAUCGGCCGAUGCGAGACGCGUUGUUGCUUCAUCAGGCGAUUGCGGAGACACAGCCAGGGAAGGAGCGGGCGGAGCUGUUGAUCAGUAGGCUUGUGCGGCUGCAUUGGGAGCCGAAGCAUUUGGAGAGAGUGAAGCAGCAGUACGAGAACAGGUAUGGUAGGAGUGUGGAAGGAGCGAUCAGAAAGGAAGUUCUGGCAGGCAUGAAGACGGAAGAAGGCAGGCAUUGGUCAGAGUUCUGUGUUGAGCUGGCUGCUAGUAGUGCUUGA
This is a messenger RNA of Cyphellophora attinorum, 2421 nucleotides long. RefSeq lists its product as uncharacterized. Lineage: Eukaryota; Fungi; Ascomycota; Eurotiomycetes; Chaetothyriales; Cyphellophoraceae. The record is from RefSeq and is a predicted model, not a curated record. Gene Ontology annotation, molecular function: calcium-dependent phospholipid binding; calcium ion binding. The coding region runs from base 1 to 2421 and encodes 806 amino acids. The transcript is spliced from 3 exons. Gene Ontology annotation, cellular component: cytoplasm.